Molecule: messenger RNA, 2069 nt
Organism: Aspergillus pseudotamarii
Lineage: Eukaryota; Fungi; Ascomycota; Eurotiomycetes; Eurotiales; Aspergillaceae
Product: amino acid/polyamine transporter I
Exons: 4
Coding region: 1-1530 (509 amino acids)
Biological process (GO): amino acid transmembrane transport
Cellular component (GO): membrane
Molecular function (GO): L-amino acid transmembrane transporter activity
Source: RefSeq, a predicted model, not a curated record
AUGCGAUCUCGUCGGGCGAGUGGUGGGAGCGCUUGUGAGCGCCAGCCCCUGUGGGCAAGACCAGAUGAAUUGGAGGACAGCAACAACAAAGACUUGAACAACAAACGCCACCUAGGCCUAUUCUCGACGGCCCUACUCCUGACUAACCGCAUGAUCGGCGCCGCCAUCUUCUCCGUACCAUCUUCCAUCUUUCUCAGCGUCGGCAGUGUGGGCGCAGCACUUUCGCUAUGGGUGGUGGGAAUUGUCCUGACCUUCUGCGGAUUUUACAUCUACCUGGAACUGGGGUGUCUAAUGCCGCGCACCGGUGGGGAGAAAGUGUACUUUGACACGGCAUAUCCUCGCCCCUAUCGUCUCGCUAGCACGCUUUACGCCUUCUAUGUGCUAUUUGGAUUCCCGGGCCUGGCCAGUAUCGUGGUCGCCGAUAACACCCUCCUUGCGUUCGAUAUCGCUCCCAGUGAGGCUGGGCAGCGACUGGCCGCGAUUGGAAUAAUGGCCUUGGUCGCAGCAUGCCUCUCGAUAUCCCGCGAAUGGAGCGUACGAAUUGUCAACUCGUCAAGCUUACUAAAGCUUGCGACCUUCCUGUUGAUUCUUGCAACCGCGUUUGCCAUCCUUGUGGGAGCGCUCCCAAACAAUGCCGAUACCGGAGCCAAUUUUCGCCAGCCAUUCGCUGGUUCUUCGACCACGGUAUAUGAUUACACCGUCUCGCUUUUCAAAGUACUAGAAUCUUUCCUGGGGUGGAACAGUGCAGGCCUGGUGUUAGGGGAGGUCAAGAACCCACGGAGGACCCUCAAGGUGGCUGGCCUGCUCGCGGUCGGCUCAGUUGGCAUCCUCUAUCUGUUGAUCAACAUCUCCUAUUUUAUUGUCGCGACACCAGACGAUAUUAGUCGGGCCGGUGUGCAGCUGGUCGCCCGUCUUCUGGGCAACAUCUUCGGGAGCGCCGCCUCGCGUGUCACCGCGGCCAUGGUCGCUCUCUCCACCUUUGGCAGUAUGAUCUCGACGGCAUUCGUAGGCACUCGGGUGAUCCGGGAGCUUGCACUCGAGGGAAUCGUUCCCGCAGCUGGCAUUUUGUCCAAGACAUCCAAGUCCGGUAGCCCAGCCACCGCGACAUCGGUGUUUAUGUUCGGACCUUCGGUAGUGGCGGUCUCAUUCUUGCCCUUUGGGGAUGCUUAUGCCUUUCUACUAGAUGUGAACCAGUAUUUCCUCGUGAUGAUAUACGGUGCGGUCGUGGUGGCUCUCUUCAUUAUUCGACAACACGUCCCGUCUGCCGAGUACCCAUUCCGCGUGUGGACAUGGGUACCAUAUCUCUUUCUCGCUUGUCAAGUUUUCCUCCUGCUGUCCCCUCUGGCAUCUCCCAGUGGGGCUGGCGACACCAAUUUGCCGUUCUGGCUUGCCCCUUCUGUGUCCUUCUUGGUGAUCGGACUCGGUAUGAUGUACUGGCGAGUGAAGUCGUUCGUUGCCCCUGCGGGUGACGAACCAUUCUGGACCCGACAGGAUAACCCUCAGUCGUAUGGUUCCGUGGCCGCGUCAUAAUUUAGCAUAGCCACGAGGACUAAGACAUAUCGGAGCACGGCUCACUAUGGAUCAUAAUAGACGAACAUACUAGAGUAGAGCCGAUUUGAUCGGACAGGACUACCCCAGCGGUUCUUUCAGGGGCUCACUUGAUUUGUAAAAGUAGUUUCUGCUUCCGCACCAUCUGGCCAUGACCGUUGUAAGUAGGUCCCCCUAAAUGGAUUUCUAGCCGCCGAAAAGAGCUCCUGAAACUACCAAUAAGGUAUGUUCUUUAAUUUUCUUGAUAGUAGAUUGAAGCCCUCAGGUAUGGUACAUCAUUAGGUUAGAGGAAUAUGUUGACGGCUGCGACCGACUGAGUCAUUUGUAGAACAUGAAGGAUCAUCCACUAUGCAUCCGGUACCAUAUUCAGGAGGCCCAUUUUAGCUACCUUCUUUCCGAGGUCUCCAUUCCGCUAGGAAGCGUAUAUAGUAUGGUUUCAUGAAACAUUGCAAUUGAACAAGCAGAACUUGGGUUGUACGUUAUGGAAGGCCUCGCACGUUGGACUAUUGAAGUAGUCCACA